Messenger RNA from Eptesicus fuscus (big brown bat), 1895 nucleotides. It is a transcript of the gene HOMEZ, whose product is annotated as homeobox and leucine zipper encoding. The record is from RefSeq and is a predicted model, not a curated record. Gene Ontology annotation, biological process: regulation of transcription by RNA polymerase II. The transcript is spliced from 2 exons. Bases 167 to 1810 code for a protein of 547 amino acids. Gene Ontology annotation, molecular function: DNA binding; DNA-binding transcription factor activity, RNA polymerase II-specific. Gene Ontology annotation, cellular component: nucleus. Lineage: Eukaryota; Metazoa; Chordata; Mammalia; Chiroptera; Vespertilionidae.
CCCAACGCGCUCCGGCUGGGCCGGACCAGAGGGGCGCGCGCUCGGGGCGGGAAGGGCAUUCCUGGUCCCGACCCUCCGCGCGGGGGGCUAGGAGCAGGCCGCGCCGGGCGGGAGCCCCACUUCCAUCCCGGAGGCCCCCUCCCCUCACCCCCUUGCCCCCCGGCCCAUGGUGCGAGGCUGGGAGCCGCCGCCCGGGCCGGACCGCGCCGUCUCCGAAGGGCACAAAUCGGAGCGCAGCAUGCCUCCUAAUAAAGAGGCCAGCAACCUGAACGCCUCCCCUGCGGGGCUCGUCUGCCUCCCUCCCAUCUCCGAGGACCUCCAGCUUGUGUGGACCCAAGCAGCCCAGACCAGUGAGCUGGACGGCAACGAACACCUGCUGCAAACCUUCAGCUACUUUCCCUAUCCCAGCCUAGCGGACAUUGCCCUUCUCUGUCUGCGCUACGGGCUCCAGAUAGAAAAAGUCAAGACCUGGUUCAUGGCCCAGCGCCUUCGCUGUGGCAUCAGCUGGUCAUCUGAAGAAAUAGAGGAGACUCGAGCUCGAGUGGUAUACCACAGGGACCAACUCCAUUUCAAAUCUCUCCUCUCUUUUACUCAUCAUGCAGGGCGGCCUCCAGAGGAGGUGCCUCCUUCUCCAUUGCCACCUCCAGAACAAGUUAGUCUUGGAAUAGUGCCCCUGACUCUUAGUGAGCCCACCCAGAUGAAAGGAUUGAAGGUAGAGCCUGAGGAUCCUUCAGAGCCAAUGAGUCACCAGAAAGCAAAGGAGCCUCUGAUGGCACCUGGCAGUGGGGCAUUCUCCCACCAAUCAGGAUUUUGGCAGGAUAUUCAAAGCAGUGAUCUCUCUAAGGAGCAGGCAGGCAGGGGUCCUGACCAAUCACAUGGCCUAGGUACUGCUUCCUGGAACCACUCUACAGCUGUCCACCAGCCACAAGCUCGGGAUAAAGCCCCACCAAUCUCAUUACUUGCCAGUAGUUAUAAGCAGGGGUCAGCAUGUAAUGUGACUCCUCCUUCCUCUACCUCUUCUUCCUCUUUCCAGGUACUGGCUAAUGGAAUUACAGUCACCUCUAAACCCUCCCAGCCACUGGGCUGUCUCCCACAGCCACUGUCACCCAAUGAACAGGCUCUACCCAUACAUGUGGAGCCAGCCUGGCCCCAGAGGCUAAGGCCUAACUCAGUACUAGGUAGCAUUGGCCCUGCAGAGUACCUUUCCCCAGAUACCCAACGCCAGCGAAAGACCAAGCGCAAAACCAAAGAGCAGUUGGCUAUCCUCAAAUCGUUUUUUUUACAGUGUCAAUGGGCACGGCGUGAGGAUUACCAUAAAUUAGAACAGAUUACUGGUUUACCUCGGUCUGAGAUUAUUCAGUGGUUUGGUGACACACGCUAUGCCUUGAAACAUGGGCAACUAAAAUGGUUUCGGGACAAUGCAGUACCGGGUGCCUCUAGUUUCCAGGAUCAAGCAAUUCCCACACCAUCGCCUUCAACCCGCUCUUUGAAUGAAUGGGCUGAGACACCACCUCUGCCAGUGCCCCCACCUCCACCGGAUAUACAGCCCUUGGAGAGGUACUGGGCAGCCCACCAACAGCUACGGGAAAGUGAUGUCCCUCAACUGAGUGAGGCGUCAAGGCUUAGCAUCCAACAGGUACUGGAUUGGUUUGAUUCUCGUUUACCUAAGCCAGCUGAGGUGGUGGUUUGUCUAGAUGAAGAGGAGGAAGAGGAGGAGGAAGAACUGCCUGAAGAUGAAGAAGAGGAGGAGGAGGAAGAGGAUGACAGCGAUGAUGAUGAUGAUGAUGAUGAUGUGAUCAUACAGGACUGAAUGGGGGCUAUGGGAGGGGCAGUCUUAUUAAAAGAUGAACCGACUUAGUAACUGUUUAAACAAAGAAACCACAUUUUAAAAAUUA